Molecule: messenger RNA, 1340 nt
Organism: Beta vulgaris subsp. vulgaris (sugar beet)
Lineage: Eukaryota; Viridiplantae; Streptophyta; Magnoliopsida; Caryophyllales; Amaranthaceae
Product: protein trichome birefringence-like 41
Exons: 5
Coding region: 104-1222 (372 amino acids)
Cellular component (GO): Golgi apparatus
Molecular function (GO): O-acetyltransferase activity
Source: RefSeq, a predicted model, not a curated record
UGAAGAUUUAAAGAUAACAAACUCAAAUAUAAUAGGAGCAAAAAAAAACACCCUUUUCUCUCUCUAGUUGAUGAGAUAAGAGAGAGAAAAACAAACUGAAGAGAUGGGAUUUUUGGAAAAAUGUAUAUUCUCUCUCCUCUUGAUUGGAGGAAUGAUGAUAGUGAGAGCAGAAGAAGAGAUUAGUAGUAUUAGUAGUAGUAGUAGAAGAAGUAGUAAUAGUAGAAGAAAUACUAUUAUUAGCAACCACAACAACAAUAAUGAUAGAUGUGAUUAUUUCAAAGGAAGAUGGAUUGCAGAUUUCUCAUAUCCACUUUAUAAUUACUCAGCUUGUCCAUUUAUUGAGAAGGAAUUUAAUUGUCUCAAAAAUGGUAGAAGAGAUCUACUUUAUCUUCAUUAUAGUUGGAAGCCUCUCUCUUGCAAUUUAGCCAGAUUUAAUGCUCGAGAUUUUUUAGAAAGAUUUAGAGGGAAGAGCAUAAUGUUUGUGGGAGAUUCAUUAAGUCUAAAUCAGUGGCAAUCUCUUACAUGCCUAUUGCAUUCUGCUGCACCUACUGCUAGGUAUAAUGUCACACGACAAGGCAUGAUAUCUACAUUCACUUUCACGGAUUAUGAACUGAAAGUGAUGAUGGACCGAAGUGUGUAUUUGGUAGAUGUGGUAAGGAGAAGGAUAGGCAGAGUUUUGGAGCUAAAUUCUAUUAAUGGAGGCUUCUUAUGGAGAGGCAUGGACAUGCUCAUUUUUAAUACUUGGCAUUGGUGGGGUCGACGUGGACCUACACAACCAUGGGACUAUAUCCGAUUAGGAAAUGUUACGAUGAAAGAUAUGAAUCGCAUGGUUGCCUUUGAAAAAGCCCUUGAUACAUGGGGUCAUUGGUUAGACACCAAUAUUGACCCUUCAAAAACAAAGGUCUUCUUCCAAGGAAUUUCUCCCUCUCAUUACAAUGGAAGUGACUGGGAUGACCCAGGAGCAAUAAACUGUUUAAGGCAGACACAACCAGUGAUUGGCUUAAACUAUCCUGGACCAAUGCCACAAGCGGUGACGGUGGUGAAGAAAGCUUUAAGCAAAAUCAAGACGCCGGUGACAUUGCUUGAUGUUACUCAACUUUCCUUGUUGAGAAAAGAUGCGCACCCAUCCAUUUAUGGCCUCUUUUCAAUGGAUUGCAGUCAUUGGUGCUUGCCUGGUCUUCCUGAUGUUUGGAACCAGAUUCUUUACAACUACAUUCUUUAAGAAAUUACUUCCAUUUAUACCCUAUACACAGUUUUUUUAUUAGGUUAUUUAUCCUUUCUAUUCUUUUGGCUAUUUUAGAAUUUAUUAUUACACCCAUUAUUACACGUAUUGUUCCUCA